Molecule: messenger RNA, 3935 nt
Organism: Physeter macrocephalus (sperm whale)
Lineage: Eukaryota; Metazoa; Chordata; Mammalia; Artiodactyla; Physeteridae
Gene: BDKRB2
Product: bradykinin receptor B2
Exons: 3
Coding region: 192-1262 (356 amino acids)
Biological process (GO): smooth muscle contraction; calcium-mediated signaling; cell chemotaxis
Cellular component (GO): external side of plasma membrane; membrane
Molecular function (GO): C-C chemokine receptor activity; bradykinin receptor activity; C-C chemokine binding
Source: RefSeq, a predicted model, not a curated record
AGGACUGGGGCCCUCAGGCAGCCCCGCUGGACCAGGGAGCUACGAAGUACCCGCGUUUGUGCUCCGGACAAGCCUGGGCAGGCCGUUACUCACGUCCCCCUCUGAGUCCAAGCGUUCUCUGCCUGGAAGAGAGCAAUGAUCCAAUCUGUUCAUGAGGACGCCGUGCCCACCACUGCCUCUUUCACAACAAAAUGUUCAACAUCACCUCGCAAGUCCUUGAACCUGCUCUCAACGGGACCCCUCCCCAGAGCAGCGGCUGCGCCCACGCCGACUGGUGGAGCUGGCUGAACACCAUCCAGUCCCCCUUCCUCUGGGUCCUCUUCAUACUGGCAGCUCUCGAGAACGCCUUCGUCCUCAGCGUCUUCUGCUUGCACAAGAGCAGCUGCACGGUGGCGGAGGUCUACCUAGGCAACCUGGCCGCGGCCGACCUGCUCUUGGCCUGCGGGCUGCCCUUCUGGGCCAUCACCAUCGCCAACAACUUCGACUGGCUCUUUGGGGAAGUCCUGUGCCGCGUGGUGAACACCGUGCUCUACAUGAAUCUCUACAGCAGCAUCUGCUUCCUCAUGCUGGUGAGCAUUGACCGCUACCUGGCCCUGGUGAAGACCAUGUCCACGGGCCGGAUGCGCAGGGUGCGCUGGGCCAGACUCUACAGCCUGGUGAUCUGGGGCUGCACGCUCUUCCUGAGCUUGCCCAUGCUGGCCUUCCGGACCACGCGGGAGUACGGGGCCGAGGGCCACAACGUCACCGCCUGCGUCAUCGUCUACCCGUCCCGCAGCUGGGAGGUCUUCACCAACAGCCUCCUGAACUCCGUGGGCUUCCUGCUUCCCCUGAGCACCAUCGCCUUCUGCACCGUGCAGAUCACGCGCGUGCUGCGCAACAACGAGAUGCAGAAGUUCAAGGAGGUCCAGACGGAGAGGAAGGCCACCGUGCUGGUCCUGGCCGUGCUGCUACUGUUCGUUGUCUGCUGGCUGCCCUUCCAGAUCAGCACCUUCCUGGACACGCUGCAGCGCCUCGACGUCCUCUCCAGCUGCUGGGUCGACGUCUUCACGCAGAUCGCGUCCUACGUGGCCUAUAGCAACAGCUGCCUCAACCCGCUGGUGUACGUGAUCGUGGGCAAGAGCUUCCGCAAGAAGUCGCGGGAGGUGUACGGGCGGCUGUGCCGGCAAGGGGGCCGCGGGUCGGAGCCCAGCCAGACGGAGAGCUCCAUGGGCACGCUGCGGACCUCCAUCUCAGUGGAACACCAGAUUCACAAACUGUCGUAGCGGGUGGGGAGCAGCCAGUGAGCAGAUGUCACCAGGGCUACUAACGUGGGUGACGGUUGUUGGACAGUGGUUCUCAGGAUGUGCCCCAGGAGGAAUGGAAGGAAUCCCCAGUGUGACCUUGGGCAGCGAGUCGGUGUCUCCAGCAAAUUCCUUCCCGGCUCAAGUUGCAGAUAACAAGGCUGUGAGGUUGGAGUGAUCUGGUACACAGCCAAGGGCUCCAGAAACACGAGAGUAUUAUUGUUCUUAUUUGCUGCCACCCCUAGACCAGAAUGCGGCUUCCCAGGAGUGGAGGGAGCCUGGGGGCGGGGACAGGAGUGACCGAGCUUCCCUCCCAUGUGGUGUCCCACCUUGCCCCAGCGUGACAGCUCAGAUCUCCAGAAAUGCCACCCAGCUUUGGUACAGCUGCUGAGUGCCACGCAGGGCUCAGCUGAAGUUUUGCCCUGGGUUUCUUUAAUCCACUCAGCUGGGACUUUGGAGGAUGAUUUCUCAGGUUAGUGAAGGUUAAACUCUGAGAGAUCCAUGGUGUGAACCCGGAGACCAGUAUUCUUUCAUUUCCCUCAUGGAAAGACAAGUGGUCUGUGCCAAAGAAGAACCCAAUAAGCACUAAUCCAGCACUUGCUGUAUAUGCAGCCUAGAGCACUGUGGGUAGGAGAAGAAAAAGAAAGAACCGUCUCGGUCUUGAAGGAGCUUGCAGACUCAUGUGGGGAUAAGUCAGCACCUGCAGCCACCAGAAGGCUGUUCUAGACACGGUCAAGCAAGGCGCUGUGGGUGGGGCAGAACAGAGGGGUGAGGAGAGGCCGCCCCAGCUCAGCCUAUAACUAAUUGCGCGUGGCUGUGUCCCUGCCUUGGUUUCCUCCUCUGUAACACGAGGCUGAUGGGGGAUUAAAGGAGCUAACAGGCGUAAAAGUACUUUGACAAAUGAAGGUGCUAGGUAAAUGUGAGGCAUUAUUACACCCACAGAACAGGAAUACAUUUAUUAUAAGGAGAAAGACACAGGUUCGGCAAAAGGUCCGUAGAGGAGAGUCGGUAGCUCAUGGUGGUGUAAAGCACCCAUCAGUGUCUGACACAUACUAGGUGCUCAAUAUGUUAGCCCCCUUCCACCACUUGUCCUUCCCAUCAACGUGCGCACACACACACACACACACACACACAGACACACACACACACGUGAGCGCGCGCACACACAAGCAUUUUCAGGGAAGGUCACCCUUUAAGUGGAGGUGGGAGAACGCCCUCCCCAACCAACCGUAGAUCAUUUGCCCAAAGAAGCAGCUGCAGAGGGGUCCGCGGCUCUGCCUCCUGUGGGCGGGGCAGGGGCGGGUCGUUGUGCCGAAGGGCGGGGUGGGCAGUGACGGACGGGGCGGAAAGCCGAUACAGGUGUCAGGCAGGAGGAAGCUGGACCAGCAUCCUUGGCCAGGGGCUUAAGAGACAGCCCCAGCCCCAAGCCCGAGGUCCUCCAGGGGGAAUUCGUUUCUUCUUUUUCUACCCGUUUGAUAAUCUGCCUUCUGUGGCCGGCGCACGUGGAGAUAACGGAGAACGCACCACCCAGGCGCCAACACCAAGCCCUCAGAGUCAAGGCAGGGAGGGACGCCCAGUAGCAAUGGAGUUCGGGACGUGUGAUGUCGGCAGCGCCCUGGAAGCACUCACUCGAUCAGUAAAUGGGUGAUUUGUUAGCGGGCUCUCUCUGGAGAGGAUAGAACCUGGGGGACCAGCAGGAUUGGCAUCUGGGGGGCCAGAUGCCAAAGACCCCAUAAAUACUGCCCAAUCCAGCUCUGGAUUUUAAAAGAAAAAGAGUCACAGAAGAUUUCUUCCCCAGCCCAGCCUUUGUUUUCUGCUACGCACACCCCUCUGCCCAAAUAAACAUACUCACUUCUAGCUGGAGAAAGAAAACAGAGGAAAUAAGAAAUAGGAACCAUUUCGCAUUAGAACACGAAGUAGGAACCAUUUAGUAUCAGAAGGAAGUUAAACAUGUGCAUAUUGUGAGUGGGGUAACACAAAAGGAGGCUAGGGGCUUCCCUGGUGGCGCAGUGGUUAAGAAUCCACCUGCCAAUGCAGGGGACAUGGGUUUGAGCCUCGGUCCGGGAAGAUCCCACAUGCCGUGAAGCUACUGAGCCCGUGUGCCACAACUACCGAGCCUGCGCUCUAGAGCCCGCGAGCCACAACUACUGAGCUCACAUGCCACACCUACUGAAGCCCGCACCCCUAGAGCCCGUGCUCCGCAACACAAGAAGCCACCACAGUGAGAAGGCCGGGCACCUCAACGAAGAGUAGCCCCCGCUCGCCGCCACUAGAGAAAGCUCAUGCACAGCAAGACCCAAAGCAGCCAAAAAUAAAUAAUAAAUAAAUUUAUUUAAAAAAAAAAAAAAGGAGGCUGGGCUUUGGAAUGUGUACCACUCAUUCAUCAGUGGGUGUGUAUGGUCUGAAGGUCUCCUGUGAGCAGAGCCGCAUCACAGCCCUGGGCUCCUAAUGGUCCUUUAGGGUCCACCCGUGUGCUAAGGAGCGAUCGGCCUGUGGGAAGGGAGCUGCCCCGUGGGUUGUGUUGGUACCAUGAUAAAGCACAUCUGUCCUGUGAAAGGUCCAAAGAGAUACUACAUUGUAAAGAGGGAGCAUUUCACAAACAAGAAGAGAUGGGUGAACGGCAUAAACAUGUGUUUUUGUCCAGCAUAAUAAAGG